Molecule: messenger RNA, 390 nt
Organism: Staurois parvus
Lineage: Eukaryota; Metazoa; Chordata; Amphibia; Anura; Ranidae
Source: the annotation of a GenBank genome assembly
UCAGUGUCUGAUGCCGAAUUUCCCCACGGAUCAUUAUCACUCAAUUCUGCAAGUGGUUCUGAUUUACUAUCGCUGUUCUCUAGCUGGUCUAAAACCGCUUUUGACCUAAAGCGAUGCUUUUUGGACGCCAUGGACUUUUCUAGGCAGAAAGAACAGUUAAAAUGCAGGCAGGGCACAGGACAAAGCACUAGGGACAAAAUGUAUGUGAAAUGCUUUGAAACAGUAAUGUUUUACUAUGUCAUAUUUGUUUAUUAGAAAAUGACAGUUUCUAAAAUUUUUAAAUUUGCCGCCGGUUCCGGCCCCCGUACGCCGUACGUCUCGGACCGGAACACGGAAGCCGGAUGCCAGCAUCUGCCGGAGAAGAUGGCCGGGGACGCUGCAGGGGACACA